CGUGUCCGUCUACCGCGUGAUCUUUUUCAGCUUCGUUGGACCGAGAGCUGGCCAUUUUUAUUCAGCCCUCUCUCUAGCUCGGCAAUGGCCGCGAGGGCGUGUCCUGCUGCUUCUGAUCACCGUGUGUGCUGAAGCAUCCGACGCGCUUGCGCCGAGCAGCAGGAGCCGCUCAUGCUCGCCUUCCCUCCCCUUGCUAACUGAAGCAGUAAGAGAUCAAGUUCACAGAGGGGGUUCGUCUGAUCUACAAAGCCCAGCUAUACAUCGCCCUAGCUUGCAGAUCGCAAGCUAGAUAGCAAUGGAGAACCACCAGCUGCCCUACACCACCCAGCCCCCGGCAACCGGUGCAUCCGGAGCCCCGGUGCCGGGCGUGCCUGGGCCGCCGCCGGUGCCACACCACCACCUGCUCCAGCAGCAGCAGGCCCAGCUGCAGGCGUUCUGGGCGUACCAGCGGCAGGAGGCGGAGCGCGCGUCGGCGUCCGACUUCAAGAACCACCAGCUGCCGCUGGCACGGAUCAAGAAGAUCAUGAAGGCCGACGAGGACGUGCGUAUGAUCUCCGCGGAGGCGCCCGUGCUCUUCGCCAAGGCGUGCGAGCUCUUCAUCCUCGAGCUCACCAUCCGCUCCUGGCUGCACGCCGAGGAGAACAAGCGCCGCACACUGCAGCGCAACGAUGUCGCAGCUGCCAUCGCGCGCACCGACGUCUUCGACUUCCUCGUCGACAUUGUGCCGCGCGAGGAGGCCAAGGAGGAGCCCGGCAGCGCAGCCCUCGGGUUUGUCGCCGGAGGGGUUGGUGCGGCCGGUGGGGGCCCCGCCGCCGGGCUACCGUACUACUAUCCGCCGAUGGGGCAGCCGGCUGCACCGAUGAUGCCGGCCUGGCAUGUUCCGGCGUGGGAACCAGCGUGGCAGCAAGGCGGGGCGGACGUGGAUCAAGGUGCCGGGAGCUUCGGCGAGGAAGGGCAAGGGUUCACGGGGGGCCAUGGUGGCUCGGCUGGCUUCCCUCCGGGGCCUCCAAGCUCCGAGUGAUCGCUGCUAGAGCUGCGCGUAUUGGAUACUCAAAAUGUUAUUUACCACGCCGCGCAAUGUAAUUGUGUGAGUAUAUGGCAUGUCUUGCGUUAAUUAAGGACUAACAAGCAGUUAAUUAUGCAUCCCUUUUGGAAAAACAACCAGAUAAUACUACCAUGAAUUUGAAUCCA
Messenger RNA from Hordeum vulgare subsp. vulgare (domesticated barley), 1191 nucleotides. Its product is annotated as nuclear transcription factor Y subunit C-2-like. Bases 296 to 1021 code for a protein of 241 amino acids. The record is from RefSeq and is a predicted model, not a curated record. Gene Ontology annotation, cellular component: nucleus. Gene Ontology annotation, biological process: regulation of DNA-templated transcription. Gene Ontology annotation, molecular function: protein heterodimerization activity; DNA binding; DNA-binding transcription activator activity, RNA polymerase II-specific. NCBI's taxonomy places the organism in Eukaryota, Viridiplantae, Streptophyta, Magnoliopsida, Poales, Poaceae. The transcript has 2 exons.